Messenger RNA from Venustampulla echinocandica, 990 nucleotides. RefSeq lists its product as uncharacterized. Lineage: Eukaryota; Fungi; Ascomycota; Leotiomycetes; Helotiales; Pleuroascaceae. Bases 1 to 990 code for a protein of 329 amino acids. The record is from RefSeq and is a predicted model, not a curated record. The transcript is spliced from 2 exons.
AUGCCCGCUUCGACCAGGAGUUUGGAAGGGGUUGAACAAAGUCUCGCCAUGCUUUCAGCAUUUCGAUCCCCACUUCUCAAUACCCGGGGGGGGGGGGGGAUGCAAGUAGACUCGGAGAGUGCCAUUGUCAAAUAUCUGGUCGAGCAUUUCCGGAACAACAAGGAGCUAUACUUGCAUGCUGAUGCGGACGUCGCAUCACAACUCCUUGGAAGCCAUGUGGGUUCAGAUCCUUCGGAGCUGAACUUGGAGUUCUCUCUCACUCCCGUCACGAUAGCGCGGAGUCUCGUCCCUCACGUCAAAGCGAAGAUACGGCUCCUUUUCGUAGAACGCAGCAAUGGCACCUUCAAUGACGAUGCAUUAAGUUCUGUCUGGAUCAAAGAAUGGCUACGUGCAAUUCUCUGUCGCCAAAUCCGUAGCCUCCAAUACGGCUACGUGAGCGAGUUGGAUUGGCCGCUCUGGGACCUUGCACGACACUACCAAGAUCCCGACCCAGCGCAAAUACUUGAUCUGGAUGAAGACGUUUUAACCGAAGUCGAGGCUCAAGAUCCGCUAGAGGCUGGAAAUCUGGAUAAUUUGUUCAUCACUUUAGCACAGCUGGAGGAGAAAGUUGCAACUGUCACCGUUGCUGCCACUAUUAUCAAGCGAUCAAAGGGACUCACCGCGGCAACCACAGCCUCCGAAGUGGAACGGCAAUUGCAAGAGAAAUUCCACAUGAUCAUCAGAUACGGAGACUUGAUUACCGAUGAGCCUCUUUGGCGUAGGUCGACUGGGCGCAGGGGUCAAAUUGUGGUUACGUUCGAUGGACCAUGUUCUUCUACGUCAAAGAGGGGGCGCGAAGGCAAGGAUGGGCAAACUGAGGUUGUCUCUGCUAAAGAAGACAGUUCUCGUCAGCCAAAGAAGAGGAAGGUGCACGGCGCUCAAAAUCCUUUCGAAUGUGGCGAUUGUGGACGACACUUUACUUCCCAGCGCCCCCUUAGACUCACACAGUAA